Messenger RNA from Achroia grisella, 1830 nucleotides. RefSeq names its product piggyBac transposable element-derived protein 4-like. The transcript is spliced from 3 exons. The coding region runs from base 142 to 1827 and encodes 561 amino acids. NCBI's taxonomy places the organism in Eukaryota, Metazoa, Arthropoda, Insecta, Lepidoptera, Pyralidae. The record is from RefSeq and is a predicted model, not a curated record.
UUCUAUUUUGAAGCGUUAGUAUUUUAAGUUUAAAUAAAUACCACAAUGGGUUUCACUUUGGGCUAUGAAAAAAAUAGAAAUUAAGCACCUUCAUCUAUUAGAUGCAACUUAUUAAGUCAAGUAUAAUAAUAAGCAAAGAAAAUGUCAAAUCUAAAUUCAGUGAGACGAGAUGGAAAUUCAAAUGAAGAGAUGGCAACACAAACAUUGAAUGCACUACAAAUGCCGACUGAAGAAUCAUCUAGUGUAAUUCUAGAAGUAGAUGAUGUAACAAGUCGUCUUGUUAAAUGCUAUUCUUCCAGUGAAGGCUACAGUGAUUUCUAUGAAGAUGAGGAGGACUUUGGUCCAGGAUACAUGACAUUGUGUGAAGCUGCUAAUAUGGUCCGUUUAGAGAUACUGGAUGAAGAUGAUGAGUCUGAUGAUGAAGCAACCAAAGUUAGUGGAUUGGAUGAAAACAAUGAUGAUAAACUUUCAAAAGUAUAUUCUUGGACUGAUGAUUUUAAUACAUUCUCUUCUAAGAAAAAGACAUACAUGCGAUCUCCAGGGCCUACAAUAUAUUCACAGGAUCCUACUGAACUCUUCACAUUUAUAUGGGAUGAAGCUAUUGUAAUGUUGAUUGUGGAAGAAACAAAUAUGUAUGCCUGGCAAUCUAUUGAUACAUAUGCAGAGAUAGGAAAAGUUCCAAUAUAUUUGCAAACGUGGGUAGACACAACAAUUGAUGAAAUGUACAGAUUCCUCGCCAUUCUGUCGUUAAUGGGAAUACUAUACAGGCCAGAUAUUAAAGAAUAUUGGUGCACUAAAGGUUUUGGGAUGCCAUACAUACAAUCUAUAAUGUCAUUGGAUAGAUUCCGCCAAAUGCUUAAAUGUAUCCACUUCACAGACAAUUAUAUGCUGUCUCCAAAUUUACAAAGCAAUUCCCUCAAAGUGGCGAAAAUUGAGCCAAUCCUACAACAUUGUAAUGAUAGAUUUGCAGCGCUGUAUGUACCUAGGAGGGUAUUGAAGCUAGAAGAGUCCUUACUAUCUUGGAAUGGUAGGAUAAAAUAUGACCCAGAAGUAUGUAUAAAAUGUUUAGAACUGCGAGAAGCAAAGACUGGGUAUCUAAUUAGAUACAAAUUCCAGUCAUUUGAACCUAUAAAUGUACCUCAUGGUUUUGGGGAUGAAACUGCUAAUGUGGUUGAACUCAUGGAUGGUUAUUUAGAUGUGGGACAUUUGUUACUUGUAGACAACUGGUACAGGCAAUUAUCUCUGAUGAGAUAUUUAAAAACAAGGUCUACAGAUGUGGUAGGGUCAAUCAAAAGGUGUCGUAAAGAACUUCCUGUGGAAGUAAGAAAAGCUAAUAAAGGUAUCAUUCGGGCGUCUCCAGGACAACAUAUCAGCAGACAUUCUGGGGACAUAUCUGUAACUACUUCUUAUAACUAUGGUCUGCUAACUUUGGCAUCCACAUACCAUAAAAACGAUUUCAAACGCGGACAACCAGCAGUCGUGAAGACUUACAAGAAAUACACCUUAGAUACAGAAACAGAAGACCAAAUAUUAUCAACUAAUUUGUUUGCAAAGAAGAGGUCCCAGAAAUGGUACUUUAGAGCAUUCAGAAGUUUAAUUCAUACGAGUAUUUUGAAUGGAUAUAUUAUUUAUAGUCACAAUCCGAUUUCGAAGCGAUACCUGUCUCAAACGGAUUACUUCCUUGGAGUUUGUAAGGGUUUGUUGUCGAAAUAUCCCAAACCUAGUGCACCAUCUCCUGUUCCCUCGUCAGUGAGAUUAAACCAAUACAACCAUAGCCCAAAAUUAUCUAAGCAUAAAUCUAAAGAACUAAAAUGCAGAAGGUAUUAAGUA